This is a messenger RNA of Rhizophagus irregularis DAOM 181602=DAOM 197198, 1064 nucleotides long. The record is from RefSeq and is a predicted model, not a curated record. NCBI's taxonomy places the organism in Eukaryota, Fungi, Glomeromycota, Glomeromycetes, Glomerales, Glomeraceae.
GUCUCUCCACCCUAAAUUUUAUAAAAAAAUUUUUUAUCAUGGAAACAGAAGAAUUUUCUUUUAUUAGUAAAGAUACUUUUAAUAAAAUUAUUGAUAAAUGUAUACAAAACAGUAAAUCUAAAACAUCUGAAAAGCAAUUUAUAAAUAGACACCUUUAUGAUGAAAUAAAAACAGUUCUUUUAGAUCAUGUUUCUACAUUACGGGAUGCAGACUUUCAUUAUUGGUGUAGAAAGAAUUUCAUUUUAUUAAAUACUGGAGGUGAUUCUGUUGUAUGUAAAAAUAAUAAUAAAAGAACAAAAACAGCUUUAGAUAAAGAAGGUAAAUCUGCUGAUUUUUUACCAAUAUUAGUCUUAGAAGAAAUGUAUAAAACAAUUUGUUUGGAGCAUGUACAAAAUGUUCAUUGUGGACAAAAAAAUUUGUAUAGAAAAUUAAGAAGCAAAUGGUAUGGGGUGAAAAAGAAGAUUAUAGAGGAGUUUGUGAAUCAUUGUGAAAUAUGUGUACCACGCAGAACUAUGUCCAAAUCCACCUUAGCAGCAAGGCCUAUAGUUGCGAAAAGAUUUCUUUCGAGAGUACAGGAAAAUGACGAAAAUGAAGAUAAUAAUAGUAAUUCUAUUCAUGAUAAACAUCAGAGUAAAAGUAGAAAUACAAAGUCAUUGAAUAAAAAUUCUAAAAACAAAGGUAAACAAAAGCAAGUAACUUUUGCUGUUAACAAUAAUCAAAAUAAAGAAUCAGAUUAUAAUCACUACAAUAAUGAUCUUAACAAAGAUUCCGAUAAUUUUAAUAAAGAUUCUGAUGAUCUUAAUAAAGAUACUGAUGAUUCUAAUGAAGAUUCUGAUGAUUUUAACGAAGAUGCUAAUAAUUUUAAUGAAAAUUCUGAUGAUUCUAACAAAGAUUCUGAUGAUUUUAAUGAAGAUCAUGCUAAUAAUCUUAAUGAAGAUUCUGAUGAUUUUGAUGAAAAUUCUGAAGAUUUUAACGAUCUUAGAAGUACUGGGUUUUUUACGUAUUCCUUAUGCAAUGUCUCGCCAAGAUCCAAAUGGUGCAUACGGUCUGGCAAACAAGCCUGA